AUGUCACAAGGUCAGUCUAAAAAGUUGGACGUAACUGUUGAACAGCUUCGAAGCAUAUACCACCAGUUUCAUGAUAUCUUAGAGGAAAAAACCGAUUUGCAUCUUCCGAAGAAGGACCACGACGACGAUGCUGUUAGGAGAGAGGUUCAAAUACAAUUACAGGAAUUUCUUCUGAGCGCCAUGACGAUGGCUUCCAAAUCAUUAGAAGUGGUCAAUGCCGACACAGUAGGCAAAACAGUGAAGCAGCUGAUUAUGGAAUCACAAGAAAAGUACAUGGAGCCCUUCGAUCUGGAUCUGAAUGAGCAAGUUAGGAAGAUGUACCAAGAAUGGGAAGAUGAGACCGUUAAGGUGGCCCAGUUGAGGCAAACGGGCCCCGCCAAGAUAAACGAGCUGUACAACAACUCAAGGGAUGACUAUCUGACACAUCUGGAUGGAAGAAUCGGCGUUCUUCAAGCCAGAAUGAAGGAACAUCAAUAUAAGAACUACGAUAAUGCUGACGAGUCCAAUCAUCAAGCCGCACAGACCAACUGGGGUAACAUCAAGCAUGACUACGUGACCUCGCUGAGUGAACUAUAUGAAACUCAGCAGGAACUACCUCAGGUGAGAUAUAACGUUGAAAAGGUCAAGCGAUUAAUGGACUAUUUGGAGAAGGAUUGA
This is a messenger RNA of Saccharomyces mikatae IFO 1815, 657 nucleotides long. RefSeq names its product MIND complex subunit NSL1 (gene NSL1). Gene Ontology annotation, cellular component: kinetochore; MIS12/MIND type complex. The transcript has a single exon. Lineage: Eukaryota; Fungi; Ascomycota; Saccharomycetes; Saccharomycetales; Saccharomycetaceae. The record is from RefSeq and is a predicted model, not a curated record. Gene Ontology annotation, biological process: mitotic sister chromatid segregation. Bases 1 to 657 code for a protein of 218 amino acids.